AUGCUCUGGCGAACAAAAUCCCACCACAGUCAGACCUCCGUGGCGUCUGCCUCCAACAAUGACCCUGCCGCCUCCGCCACCGCCGCCGCGGGCACCGCAUGGCUUGCGGGCCAUCUGCACCAUCUCACACCGGAGCAAGAAGAGAAGCUAGUCGAGUUCAAGACAGUUUGUACUGAGCGCGGAUACUACACUCCCGCCGUUGCAUCGGCAGAGGGUGUGGAAGAGAAGCCCGCGAGCCACGAUGAUGCGACCAUCCUGCGCUUUUUGCGCGCUCGCAAGUUCGACGUCGAGGGAGCAUGGGCUCAAUUUAAGGAUACAGAGGACUGGCGCAAGGAAAAUGCUAUCGAGUCGUUGUACCAGAACAUUGGCGUGGACUCGUACGAGGCCGCACGCCGAAUGUACCCGCAAUGGACUGGCCGUCGUGACCGACGCGGUAUCCCUAUCUACGUCUUCGAGAUUCAGCACCUCAACUCCAAGGCUAUGGCCGCUUACAAUUCUACCAUGAGCACUGGUACCCCCGAGACCCACAACUCGUCUUCUGUGCCCGCACGCUUACUCAACUUGUUCGCUUUGUACGAGAAUCUUCUGGGAUUCGUGAUGCCAUUGUGCUCAGCACUGUCGCGGCCUAACCCGGAGACACCCAUUGUGACCUCCACCAAUAUUGUCGACGUGAGCGGCGUUGGGUUGAAGCAAUUCUGGAACUUGAAGAGCCACAUGCAAGAUGCUAGUGUGUUGGCGACGGCGCAUUACCCCGAGACUUUGGAUCGUAUCUUUAUUGUCGGAGCACCUGGUUUCUUCCCUACUGUCUGGGGUUGGAUCAAGCGCUGGUUCGAUCCUGGAACCACUUCUAAAAUCUUCAUUCUGUCUGCUGCCGAGGUGCAGCCCACUCUGGCUUCCUUCAUGGACCCUGCUAGUAUCCCGAAGCAAUACGGUGGCGAGUUGGAGUGGCAAUGGGGCGACAUGCCCAACUUGGAUGAGCCCGCCAGCGAGUUGCUGAAGGGCGUUCAGGUUGAAGAGGGCAACAAGACUGGUCUUUUGAAGGGUCCGAUUCUGUUCAAGGGCGAUGAGAUCGAGGUGUUGGGUACCGAGAAUGGUCAGGAACGCCGAAACACCAUCCCCGUUUCUAAGCAGCCCACCUCAGAAGCCACCAAGCCCACUGAGUCUGCGAGCAGUGACGCUGAACUUACCCCCGUCCCCACAGAUAACGAGAAGGCAGCGGUGAACGUUGAUCAGGUCACAACUGAGGAAACUCAAACCACCACUACUGCGGCAUAG
Penicillium verhagenii is the source of this 1275-nucleotide messenger RNA. Its product is annotated as SEC14 family lipid-binding protein. The coding region runs from base 1 to 1275 and encodes 424 amino acids. NCBI's taxonomy places the organism in Eukaryota, Fungi, Ascomycota, Eurotiomycetes, Eurotiales, Aspergillaceae. The transcript has 4 exons. The record is from RefSeq and is a predicted model, not a curated record.